Molecule: messenger RNA, 444 nt
Organism: Cylicostephanus goldi
Lineage: Eukaryota; Metazoa; Nematoda; Chromadorea; Rhabditida; Strongylidae
Source: the annotation of a GenBank genome assembly
AUGGCCACCAGCGAUAUAACUUUCCAGAAGAUAGCACGCCAAGAAAACGUUACAAAACCAUCAUGCAGAGAUGCGAGAGAUGUAACCGUAAUACAGCCUUAUAAUCGUAAGGGCGGUUAUAGUUUCUUUGUGACCAACACUACUGUGGCUGCCGAUAACUGGAACGCUACAAAUAUCAAGCUAUUCUUCUCCAGAAAACCAGGAAAAAACUGUACGGCCGUUCCCGUCUUUCACAGAGCAGACUACCGUCGCCUAUACUUCGGGGAAAUUUACAAUGUCACUGGCUACUACUUUUACAAUGCGUACGCCUUUGCGGACUACUGCGCUACUCAAGAAGGUGAAUGUUUGGGUAAGGACGAGAUACAAGAGUAUGUGAAUGAUAAGGGCGACUACUCUUACGAGAAGCCUGGAAGGGAGACGAAGAACAUGAAAAGCUCCGAUUUA